This is a messenger RNA of Leptosia nina, 900 nucleotides long. The record is from the annotation of a GenBank genome assembly. Lineage: Eukaryota; Metazoa; Arthropoda; Insecta; Lepidoptera; Pieridae.
AUGCACAAUAAUGUAGGCUUAAAGAGAAAUCCGUCUGGGGGUGUCUGGUCUCUACGCAACCUGUCGAUCUCUGUCCCUCGUGCAGUACUCUCUGGCGAGGGCCAGUCAGCUGUUCUUCGAUGCUCCUACGAUUUAGAGGGUGCAGCCCUUUACUCCAUCAGGUGGUACCGGGCGGAGAUUGAGUUCUACAGAUACGUUCCGAGGGAGAUGCCUCCGUCCAUGAUAUUUCCGUUGCCUGGAGCUUCUGUUGACCUAGCACAAUCAGAUCACCAACAAGUACGGAUAGUGAAUCUCAACCGGCGACUCAGCGGUGAAUACCAAUGUGAAGUGUCUGCUGAUGCACCACUAUUCCACACAGACAUUCGAUCAGCGCCAUUGACUGUUGUUGAUCCACCAUUCCGCGCACCACGUCUUACUGUGUCGCAUAGAAGUUAUUCUCGCGGUGACGUCAUCAGAGCCAACUGUUCAGUGGACGAAGCCUAUCCAGCCCCCAAUAUCACCUGGAUUCUGGAUGACCAUAAGAUCGCUGAAACUAUCUCAUGGCGCACAUCUGACCUGGAUUUCAAAGAGCGUGGUGCGUUUAGCCACUUGGAGCUGACUAUUCUUGAAGCUGAGCAUUACAAGGUUGGUCUUACCUAUACGAGUGCGAGUCUGAACAGGAUCUACCAGGAUCAUUUCAUUUACGGAGGCAAUGAGGCGGAGGAUUUGAAUAUUGUAAGGUACACAAUGGUACCACCAGAGAGCGGCCAGUUCACCCUAGGUUGUGUGGCAACCAUCUUUGAUAUCUACGCGAGGCAGAGCGAACCAGUCUACAUCAAGGAGGACACACCACAUCCAGCUUCUGUCACUGGUGAAGAUUCUUCAGGUACGGAUUUUCAUGGCAGAGAAGAAUUUUAUUGA